Messenger RNA from Megachile rotundata (alfalfa leafcutting bee), 7769 nucleotides. RefSeq lists its product as uncharacterized. Gene Ontology annotation, cellular component: nucleus. NCBI's taxonomy places the organism in Eukaryota, Metazoa, Arthropoda, Insecta, Hymenoptera, Megachilidae. Gene Ontology annotation, biological process: positive regulation of transcription by RNA polymerase II. The record is from RefSeq and is a predicted model, not a curated record. Gene Ontology annotation, molecular function: transcription coactivator activity.
CAAUAAGAUAUUUAUCGUCCGCGUGGAUGGAAGUCGAGGCCGUGGCCCGAGUCCACCGAAGUCACCAUUGUAUCUACCGGGGAGUGAUGUAUGGCCGUGGAAUUGAGUCUGGCCACAGGUUGGACAGCGGCUCCCCUUUCUGGAGGAUUCAACUCGAUCAGGAUCUUCUAGACACCAUCAGCGCGAUAUACCCAGAGUGGUUUAAGGACUAUACUAACAGCCGUGCCUCGACUUCCUCUUCGUCGAGUACUUCCGGUGCUCAGUUGAACAACGAAGGCAUCGUGGCAGGCGAUAACAGCGUCGUCCUUGAGCACAAGGUCGUCAAAGGCGAUUCCAAAUCGAAAUCCAAGGCGAAGAAGGUGGACGGCAUCAAGGACAAGGAGAGAGAUAGAAAGGAAGGCAGACGCGAAUCCAAAGACGAAAGCGUGGCAGGAAGGAAGAGCACGGCGGGUGUUCCAGGAUCAGACGCGGAGAUGGCCGAGGGUAAUCAGUCGCCGCCGAAGGCGGAGGUCGACGACUCGCCCCUUCAACACGCCAUGGAUCGCAACAAGGAAUCGUUGAAGGUGAAGCUUAUGCUGAGGCGGCCCAUCAAUCAACUGGUUGCGCAAGGUAUCAUGCCACCUCUGAAGACACCGCCGGCGUUUCACGAACAACGUAAACAGCUAGAACGAGCGAAAACCGGCGAUCUGCUGAAGGCGAAAAUUCAGCAGAGACCAGGCAGGGAGGAGCUGGUUAGGCAGCAUAUCCUCGAAGAUGUAGGUCACGUGGAUCCAAGCCUGGCCGAGAGGCAACGUAUGUUGAAGAAGGCCAGGUUAGCUGACCAGCUGAACGAUCAACUCAGUCAUCGACCUGGACCGCUCGAGCUCAUCCAGAAGAAUAUUUUGCACACGGAGGAGCCCAUUGAAAGGGCGGUCAAAGAGGGUCACAUUCCCUUCAAGGCAACCUGCGAAGGACAGGUUACGAAGCCUCAGCAUCCGGACCAUUAUAUCACCUUCGAGGACGAUUCUCAGAGUUCCGAAGGUGCACCCUCGCCGCAGUUGGAGUCCCGGGCGGACGUUCUGGAAACGGCGGCAGCCUCUGCGGGCAUAGUGACCGUUUCUCUUAGUAUUCCAACAACCGGCGGUGCCGUGGUCGUCUCGUCCACGUCGCCGGUGUUUCAGCAAGCGUCUGGCGAGUCGACGAUACAAACGUUCGCGGAAUUAUGCAACACCGUGGUCGGUUCUCAGCAACAACAGCAACAGUCUCAACAACAGGCUCAACACAACCAACAGCAUGUUUCCAGCCAGGCAAGUCAGACAAACGGGCCAUCGACGACCCUCCUUCCACUGGCGCCGGCGCCCAGUCCGAUGUCCUUGGGUUCUACCACGUCGAGCCUCAGUCCCCUUUCCAAUAUCUCGAUAGCGUCGCCACCGGCACCACCGCCGGCUGCCAUCACGCCGAGACCACAACCUAGCCCCAUUGCAGCGUCCGCGUGUCAAAGGACCGAUGCUCCUGGCAAAGACAAGAACAGGAAGAAAUCCAAAACCAAAAGUCAACCGAAAACGCGCACCAUCAAGUUUCACGAGUACAAAGGCCCGCCAAACGCGCAAAAGACGUCCGUGUCGUCUAGCACUUCCGGUCUUGGCUCGGCGCCUCCCGGCGAAACUAGCUACGAGCUCCUCCUUCAGCAGCAGCAACUUUUCCUGCAAUGGCAGCUCGAAUGGCAGCACAAGUAUCCUCAGAUUAUUCUACCGGCAGCACAAAAACCGUUGUCCCUGAAUAGCAGCGGCGCCAGCGACGCUGGAAGCAUCAGCGGAAGCAGCGUCAACGCGCCGAGUCCUGCACCCUCAAAUUCCUCUAAUAACCCCUCGGAACAACCUCCGUUGAGGCCUUUAGGCAAGCUGGAGGAUAUGAAAGUAAGCGAUCUCAAAGUGGAAUUGAAACGUCGAAACUUGCCAGUAUCUGGUUCGAAACCACAACUUAUCGAAAGAUUAAAGCCUUUCACGGAAUCGUCCAGCAGCAACUCGACGUCCAACUCGAAUGGUCCGCACGUGACGCAUAUGGGUCACAUAUUGAUGGACACACCGGGACCAAUGACGUCCGACGAGUCUAGUUCGCAUGCCAAAAGUCCUGGUUCCACCGUCAAGGAUGAACCCAAUAGUCCACGAAUGGACUCUCCGCAUGGCAGUGAACACGAUGACCCAUCGAGUCCACCAGGAGACGACAUAAUCAAAGAGCAAAGAAAGCGAAUAGAAGAAUUGCAGCGAGAGUUGUAUAAAUCGCAGCAGCAACUUCAACAAAUUCGUCAAACUCAACCGACAACCGUUCACGCUGAGAAACUAGUACUUCAGCAACAUAUACAGAACAAGAUGCAGCAACAACAGUUGGCGUUGCACUUACAACAGUUGCAGCAUCUACAGCAACAGCAACAACAACAUCAGCAGCAGCAGCAACAGCAACAACAACAGCAGCAGCAGCAGCAGCAGCAACAACAACAACAACAACAACAGAAUCAACAACAAUCACAACAGCAUGCCACGUUUCAACAGUUGAACGCGAAAGCGAGCCUUGCCGCGUUCUUGCAAGCACAACCGAACAAUACUACCGCCAUUCUGGACUCGACCACCUUGACCGCGAUUAACAACAAGAAAAACCAAACAAAGAACAACGCUACUGUACAAAUUCCUGCUGCGAUCGUUUUCAAUUUACCAAAACCUACGAAAUUGAAUGGCUCGUUGAUUAGUGCUUUAGUGGCGCAAGCACAGGCACAGCAGCAACAACAACAACAACAGCAGCAGCAGCAGCAGCAACAGCAGCAGCAACAACAACAACAGCAACGGCAGCAGCAGCAACAACAGCAGCAGCAGAAUGUCGCGUCCGAAGAAGGCAAACCACCGCCGCCUCAGUACGACGAAGCCGCAAAACUUUUGAAGGUAAAGAUCGAGCCAGUUCCGAAAAGUCACAUUAAAAGUCAAGUUGUGGACGACGUGUUGGAGAUUCUGAUUAAGAACGGCGAAUUACCACCAAGCGCUGCUCAGGAUCCGGCUACGCCGACUACACCCAACAGACAACUCCAACAGAAUCUGGUGUUCACAGCGCCGGCAGACAGUCAGACACAUUCGUUGGUUUUCACCGCUGCUAGUCCAAUCAGUCCGAUCAGUCCGAUCGCGAUGGAGGUUUCCCAAAGCGAUUGCGUGAGUUCACCGGCACCGGCACCACCGCCACCACCCCCAUUGCCUCUGGCCACGUUCUCGAUUCAAUUACCCACUGCGUUACAACAGUUACAGCAGCAGGAGGAGAUCACGUCGUUCAACACGGACCUAUUAAGUACCGAGGGUGACCUGGACACUGCGAUGUUGCUCAGCCCACAGUCCACGCAACAGACAUCGCCUGAUCCUCAACCACCGCAGGAAGUCACAUCCUCGGAUAACGCUAACUUAGACCUGAAGGAACUUGAACUAGACCUGGACACGAUGGAUUUCAGCCAAUUGGACUGUGAUCUUGGAGUGAAAAUGGAAGCGCAACAAGAACUGAUGGACAUCGGAGAUAUGCCCAUGGACAUGGACGACCCAGACUGGUUAGACUCUCUGAUGCGACAAUCACCUCCGACCGCUUCGACGACCGUUUCUAAUCACCAACCACCUCCAACGAGUAUGUCGAGUGGUACGGACAUAUACGAUCCAUUGUUGGCCAGCAGUCAAGAUCCGUUCGACCUGUUCAACAUGGAAGAUUCCGAUUUCAAAAUGUCGUCCGAUUUGUCGCUAACCUGGGACAAAGUCGACUUUGCGACCUAGCCCGAGUUUCCCUUGUGGUGCUCGGCCCUGUGUACUUAAUUAUUAUCGACGGAAAAUCGGGAAAGCUUAUCGCGAAACGCGGGAAGAUUUUGGGGCAGUGUCAGCCCAGGUGCUUAGCGUGUUGUGAUCAAUUAGUGACCCGUCUGGUGCAUUUCAACAAAUCGUUUCGCGGAUACUUGCCUCUGUUCUGUUCUCUGUUAGCAAUUCCAGCCUUCUAUGGAUAUACCGUGAACAUUCGAACGUACUUACGCGCGAACAUUAACGUUUCGCGCAUCGAGCGGAGGGACUCCCGCUUGCGAGUAAAGUAGCUGUACAAUCGUCAUGAUCGACGAAUCUAGGUGAGUAAUUGAGGAAUGCACAAUCGCGGGAGGAUCUUAUCGUGGAAGCAACCAGACCGCGAUGCGGUUGAAAUUUUUCGAAGAUUUUUUUUUAGAACUUCGAUCUUUCUCGGUUAGUAAAAAAAAACCGAUGCGCGUGUACGUUUCGCAAGAUCCGUCGCGUUAAACUCGAAAAUCCGUUUCCGUUAAUUAUAACGGAGAGAAACGAUAUCGAUCGAUCGAUCGUUAGAAAUAGAACGAACGUACAGCAGAAAGUGUGGCGAGGACUCGAUCGUCCCGGUAAUCGGGAAUAAAACAACGACGAGACGUCUUCAAAAUUCUCCAAAGAAUUUCCUUGCGAGCGUUCUUAGCUAGUUUUUACUAUCCAGUCUACAAUGGUGUGCUGCUUCGGUUUUAAUAACUGCGAAAUAGCGUGUGUGUUAAACUGGGAAACAAGAAAAAUGGGAAAGCUGCGUAUGUGUUUUUUCUCGUGUGCUUCCCCCCUCUUCCCCAUCCUGUUCCCACCGCCACUUUCCUCUUCCGUACACUUCCUUCCCCUAGCUUCAAAAACAGUACCAUAUUCGAUUGUAUUAACGUAAUCAGGAUUAAUGAUUAUUAUUAUUAUUAUUAUUAUUACCAUUUUACAAGAAUAAUAUAAUAUAAUAUAAUAUAAUAUAAUAUAAUAUAAUAUAACGAUCGUAAAACUAUGUAUCUGUGUAUACGCGUAUAGAUACGUGUACGUGAGUACAUACAUACAUAUGCGUAUAUGUAAAAUAAUCGAUACAUGCUGCGUUCGAAAGUCAAGAUGACGCGAAAGGAAAAAACAAGCACUACUAAAAGAAAACGAAAGAUCGAAAGAAGCAAGCUCGAUGACUUUCCUAUACAGACAUGUAUCAUUUUCUAAGCCAGAGCAUGUGAUUUUAGAGGUUACACAUACAUACUUUUUAAUCGGUUAUAAUCGCAUAGAAAUGGUCGGAAUGAUUGCGAACAGAAAAUUGUACCGAUGUCAGGGUAUCGUGCGGUUCUACUGUUUCUUCGUUUUCCCUCUUACGAGUCUUUUUUUCUGUUGUUUUUUUUGUGACAUUCCAUGUUUUCAAACUCGCACUAGCAAGAGAUCGAAGCUACCGCGUAUACCGCGAGCAACGCUUCUGUACACUGUACUUAAGCAAAAAGAGAAAAAGAACGGAAGGAUUCGUCUCAGAAUCUUGAUUGGCCAAAACGAAACGUUUCAACGGAUAUCCUUGUCUGUGUAUAUUGCAAUCUAAUUGCAAUUCUAGCAGUAAACGUUAUAUGUUUAUGUUUAAUUCAACUUCAAACUGAAUCAUACUUAUGCGUUAGUGUGAUAUUAGAAAAAAAAAUGAAACGAUUACGUUGAAAUUUCGUGUAUUUCGUAGCAUACGACGAUACAUGUAACUUCUCUACGAAAUAUUAAACGGGCUAAAACGAAUAGCGCCUCGCAUUUUUCUGAGACAUUCUUUGCAGAACCAAGUGGCUUCGUACGUCGACGUAACGAUAAAGGAUCGCACUGCCUAAAUCGGUAAUAAAAGGAGCAAAUGGUGAAUGCGUACUGUGUUACCGAGCGUGGAUAAAAUACGUGAAAAUGUACCGAACAAUAUCGAUUCGUAGUGAUGGGCCAUGAAACGCUUCGUUGAAAAUUUUAUUCGAAUCAUAAAAGUAUCGAUACUCUUUGAACGUUUGAAAGUAUUAUCAAUUUCGAAGAUUUCGGAGGCCUCGAACAUCUUGAAAUUUUGAGAGUAUUAAAAUUAUUGAAAAUUUUCAAACUCACGAGUGUAUCGUUUUUAAAAAAUACUAACAUUUCAAGCGUUUUAACGAUGCGACGAUUCGAAUAAAAUACAGAAUGAUUUCCAAGAGGAAAUUUUCAGCAGCCAUCGCUACGAGUACGUAAACAAUGACGGUGCUAAUUGGAACCCCAUUAGAAUUAUCAAUUAUCCCUGAAACACAACCAAUUUAAUCGCAAACUUUUCCUGCGCGAUAGAUAUCAACGGUAUAAUUUGAAAUACUACUACAAAAAGUUACGAAUAAUUCAUUUCAAUGAAUAUCGACGAACAAUUUCUAGAUACAGAGAGUGUUUUGUCGAUUCAAGUAGAUUAGGCGUGAUCCCUUUAUUUCACGAUCAAAAGUGGCAAUUUGGCAAACGUACGUAUAUACAAUAUACAAUCGUCGAACAAUGAUCAUAUCACCCCAUAUCGCACAAAUGAACAGCAAAGGUAUGCAACAUUCCAAACUUUCACACGCAACAGAGAAACAUCCCACGAACCUCGAAACACCAUGUUCCUCGAUUGAAUUUCGAUUGAAUUUCGAUUGAAUUUCGAUAGAACUUCGAGACAACUUGAUCGAACUUUCAGCUUUCUAUCUGCUACUUUACGUAAUUAAGAAAAUAUUAAUGCUGCUUUAUAAUCUAUUUGAAUGAAAUGAAAUUUAUGGUACUCCCGGUGGGCAGUCGAAUUAAGCUUUUGUAGUAGUAACGCUAUUAGACAGUUUCGUUUUCUUUUCUUUUAUCAAUCGUUCGAUUGCGUUACAUACGAGACAUCGGCGCUUUAAUUCACGGCGUCAACUCGUAAUCGAUAUCCAUUCGAAAUCUGUGCAUUUAAAAGUCAAAAUUGAUUCCUGUUAACCGGAUGAUCAUAUAUGUAGGUCGCUUGAUGUUCAUGCUACUAACGCUGCAUUUAAAUCCUAGUAUUGCGAUAGACAAAACGAAAAAGAUGCAUCACGCUUUCGCCAUAAGAAAGAGGGAACAUGGUGGGUAAACGAGGUAGAAGAUUGUGCCAAAAAUCCCCUUGCCACCGCGUAUCGCCUCAUUACACAAAUUCUACCACCCGUUGCCAUGACAAUAAACGUUCUUAAUCGCGUUGUAAAAUAAUGUAUCAUAUGUGAGCUAGAAUCGCGACUGCUGUUGAUACGACGUCGGUGAGGCGGAUUAAUACGUAAGAAUUUAGGGGAAAGUUUCAUAAACAAUUACAACGAUAACGAAUCCGCCAAAAAGACGAACAAAACACGACGUACGAUCCCCUUAUUUCUUUUUUCUUUCCUUUUCUUUUCAUUUUCUUUCUUUUCUUCAAUUAUUUCUCAACGUAUCGCAGCAAAAAUCGUUUCUUAGCCUUGCUAUCCUGUAAUUAUUUUACUUUCUUCGAAUCAUGAAAUCUAUUGAUGAUUGAUUUGUCAGGCUGUGCGAAUCUGGUAGUCUGUCGUGAGACGCGUGAAAGUGUCUUUUUCUUUGUAUAAUAAGAUGUAUGAGAGUGUAUCGAAUGAAAAUAUAAAGAAAAAAAAAGAAGUGGAACAAGAACACGUAACGGAACGGAUGAGAUUUCAGGAUGCAAAACUCGUCUGUGCGUGGAGUUUAUUUGUGAAAGAUAUUUGUAUAACAACACUACGCGCGAUUGCACCGAAUACAAUGCAAGAUUCAAACACAAAUAAAUAUGAACACCCGUACGUGCACGCGCGGAUACACACACACAUACAACAAUCACAUGAACAUAUUUUGUAUGAGUAUGCGAAGAAGAAAAGAUAUAAGUUUUGUUAAGUAUCUAUGAACUUAUUGUAAUAAUGUACGAUUAAGUAACGAUCACGUAAUUAUUGCUAGAGAGAGUGUUAUUUAUUUUUAUUUGUUGCAAAUUUAUCGAUUGCCUUCCAUUUGAGUAAAUAAAUAAAUUUAAAGUUA